AUGCGCGUGUUCCACGUUUUCAGUGAGGGAGGGACAGUGGUGUGCUUGACGUUCAUGAGUGACUGGGUCGCUGGGUGCGCGGUGGCCGUGUCCUUCGUCAGGGACGAGCAGAGGAGGUGGGUGUGCGGGGAGAGGCACGUGGGUUCUGACCCACAGGGCCACAGGCUCGACUCCGCUCCUACAGCAUGGCCGCAAUGCUCACCCAGGCACUAUCGCUCCCCUCCCCAUGCCCUCUCCCUUUCAUCCCCCACUCCCCAGCUCCACGUCUGCUUCUCCUACACCAACGUCUGCCCCACGCAUUCCUGCCCCUUCGGUGGCGCCGUGGCGGUGCACUGCUGCUCACUCAUGCACUCUCCUUUCCUCUCCCCUUCUCACUCCACCUCCCCCAACCCUGUUGCCGUCUCCCCACCAGCACCGCACCUGCUUCGCCUGCACUGGUUCCUGGCCCAUUCAUUCCCGCCUCUGCAACAAGAGCGCAUUCUUGGCGCUUGCUUCGCCUACACCUUCUGGCCCACCGACUCGCGCCUCUAUGGUGUGUGUGUGAGGGCGCACGGAAGCACGGUAGAGGCUGCAGACUAUCGUGGCGGAGGUGCAUGA
Messenger RNA from Closterium sp. Naga37s-1, 597 nucleotides. NCBI's taxonomy places the organism in Eukaryota, Viridiplantae, Streptophyta, Zygnematophyceae, Desmidiales, Closteriaceae. The record is from the annotation of a GenBank genome assembly.